UUUUUUUUAGAAAAACGAGUAUCAGGUUUCGUCAAGACGGUCGAGAAAAGCAUAAAUUAUUAGAAACAACAAGAGAAAAAGUAAUGAAAAUACAGAAACAAAAGAAAAAGAAAAACGAAUGAAUAUUUUACAAAAUUCUAAGUAAAACCUUUAUGAAAAGAAGAUAUAUUUGUGCUAUUAACAUCGGUAUUAUUCACCUGAAGAAUAACGACAAAAAAAAAAAAAAGUUACUCCAAAAAAUGUUUAUACAAUAUGUGCUUUAAAUGAUGAAUCCUUUUUCCAUUUAUUUCCUAUCUAUUUCAAAGAAAAGGGCAAUUCUGGUGGAAAUAUUUCUCCGGCAUUACUCCGUUUUUGGUCCAUUUCUUGAGAAAUUACUCUGACAUGAGAUCAAUGCUGGAUUUUUGUCUCCUUCUUUGAUCUCAUGCCGAAAUAAUUUUGCCGGUACUAAUUUCAUGCUGACGAAAUUACUCCGGCAUCAAUCUCAUGUCGGAGUAAUGCCGGAGUAAUAUUUCCACCAGGGAAAAGCUACAACUUGUAUCAAUAAAAUAAAAAGUUACACCUCAAUAACAAUAACAUAGAUUGUAAAUUAAAAUUUUUUAGCUCACGUCUUUUUCAUCAAAAAUAAUAAAAAAUUGUUUAAAAUUUUAAAAAUAUUUUUUAUUGAAGGCAAUAUGCAACUGUUAGUAAAUAAUUGUCGUUCAAGAAUUUUUUUUCAUCUAUCGUCUGUCAUCAUCUGCUAUUUAUUGUAAGAAGAAAUAGCUUACUCCAAAUUUUAAUUCACAAUAUUUUGUUAUUAUUAUUGAUGUAUGAAUUCCGAUUUUAUGAGUGCAAAAUAGCUAUUCUGCUCUUUUCUUUAAAUUAGAUAAGAAUUCAAUUAAAAAGACCCCAUGCGUUUGUAUAUGAACAUUUUAGAGCAAAUAUUUUAUUUUUGUCGUUGUUUUUGAGGUAAAAAUGAGGUACAAAUUAGUACAAAAUAUUCUGAUUAUUUAACAAAGUAUUGUAAAUUUGAAUUCUUGAGUAAACUAUUUUUUUUUUAAUACUAUUAAAGUGCGAAUUCUGCUUUCAUUGAUUCAAAUAAGCUCAUGACUUUUUUUUCGAGAAUAAAGAAAAAAAUUAUCUAUCAUUAUUUAUUAUUCGAGGUGCCAUGCAUUUGUUAAUAAUCAAUUUUCGUCAAAUAAUUUUUUUCUAUUCUUUUCAAUUGAAGGACAAAUUCUGUUAUUAUUAAUAUAAAUUAACCCAUGACUUUUUCUUUAAGAGUAAAAACAAAUCAUUCAAUAACAUUUAUUUUUUAAGGCACCAUGGAAUUGUUAUUAAACAAUUACAUGACACCUCAAAAUAAUAGAAUAAUCCUUUUAAAUAAUUCUUUUUUUAUCUUUGGAGAGAAAAACGUUGGCUGAUAAUAGCAGAAUUCGUACUUCAGUGGAAAAUAAUAUGAAAAAUUGUUAAUUAACGAUUGCAUGUCACCUCGAACAAUUGUUAACAUUUAUUUAUAAAUAUUGUUGAAUUAUUUUUUUUUUUUCUUGAAGAGAAUGUCGUAAGUUUAUUCAAACCAAUGAAUGCAGGUUUCGUACUUCAAUAAUGAUUGAAUAAAAAAAUCUGAUUACUUCAAAAUUUUAAUUAACAAUACUUUGUUAUUAUUGUUAAUUAUGCAUGUACAAAUCUUGAUUUCAUUCUUACAGGUUCGCGUGCCCUAUUUAAAAAUGAAUCUAUCUUUUUUUUUGUGUUUGGAUGUAGUUUUUUUUUUCAAUUUUUCGUUAUUUUUUUAUUUAUAACACAUUAGCUACUCUUUUAUUUAUAACAAUUCAAUUAAAUAUUGGUCAAUCAUUUGAAGGUUAUAGGCAUUAAUAUUUUUUGACAGAUAUAAAAUGUUGUUAUAAUCACAUAUGUCAACACACACAUACAUAUGUAUAUGCAAUUAGCGCCACCUAUAUCAAUUUAUACGACAUGCACGUGACCUUCUGAUACCCCAAUCAGAUUCCAGUAAAUUCAAAAAUGAGGCGCUAAGUUUGAAAAAUGAAGCGCCAAGUUCAAAUUUGGAUGCGCACGCAAAAUGCGACGCCAUGACACCAAUGCUUUUUUUAUUUAAGGAUAUUUAAAUGUUUUUUUGGAUUUCAGUCUUAGUUUUGUAUUCUAUAUUUACCAUGAGAUUAUUUUUGUAGUAGGUAAAAAAGAUUUCUAAGUCAACUGUAUUUUCGCUUUUACCAUCACAUUAUCGACUGAAAACACUGAACUUGCACUGUCGAACUUUUUGCACUUCAGCACACUUGUAUUUCUAUAUUUUUCUAAUUCUAUGUAUUUUAUUAUCUAAGUUUUUCCAUUUCGAUAAAUAAAUAAUUACUAAAUUUAGAAAACCUAGCCAUUGACAAUUCUGAACUAUGCAUAAUCUAUUACUUUACAUUUUAUGUUUUUUCAUAUUCGGUUUUUAUCAAAUACAUAUUAUUUGCAAUAUAUUAAAAUUAAAAUUCUACAAAAUGGUUUUUCUCCAAAAUAAUAAUUUUAUCGUUUACUUUUUCAUCAGUUUGAACAAUUGAAACAAUACGAUUCUUACAAACUAUAAUUCGAGACAAUAAUAAUUGGUGCACAUUAUAAUUCUCUAAGUUUACACUUCGUAAUUUAUUUUUUCGAUAAUUUUAUAAGUCGUACCAAUUGCAAGUGGGGAAAAUGGCCGCGCCCCAAAAAAAUAAUGUCAUGUGUCAGUACUGCCACUACAAGAAACAGCUUUUUCCUAUAAAAUUUUGGCCGGUAUUACAGGGCGAAAUUGCAAAACGAAAAAAAAAUUUUUAUUAAAGGAAAGCACCCUCGACAUCGUUUUAAAAAACCAAUAGCCGAUAUUUUCGUGACGAUAUUUGGAAAAUGAUAUCAAAUAAUAAAUAUCCAAUAUUUGACGCCUACAUAUCGAACAUUUGUACCUAUAUCGAAUAAAAAUAACGUCGUCAGAAUAUCGGGUCCUCCGAUAUAUCGGCUGAUAUCGCACAUCCCUACUCUGGAGUCUGGACUGCGGAGUUGGAGUGAGCCAGAGUCAGAUGGUCAGCUCACAGCUGUGAGUUGGAGUUACCUUGCGGACCGGUCACUACUUACUCGGUCAGUUGAAUCAGCUCAGUUGAAUACAUAUUUGAAUCUGCUUAGAUCUGACUUGAAUCAUUGGAUGCUACAACUUGUACUGAUUUGUACUACAUUUAUUAUGCAUAUCCCAAGUUAUAAGUAUUAGUAAACAUUUGAGUGUCAACUGUCAACAAGAAAUCAUCGUCACAUAAAACGGGUGUCGUGAAACGUUACAUUUUUGCUUACGUAUGUUUUGUUUUUAUUAAUAACAACUAAUAAUAAUCAAUCGUGUGUAAGUAUAUAACCUUAUUUUAAUAAUAUUUUUAAACAAAGAAAAUAUCUUCCUAUCAUCUUGUCACAGAGCUAAAUAAUUUAAUCUGCUAAUGUCCUAUUUUUUUUUAUUUUUUUUUUGUUUUGUUCUGAUUUUACUAUUUUUAUACUUAAAUAUAAUCAUUUUAUACAAUUAUAAAAAUUAACAGUUCUGUCGUAGUAUUGGUCUUGUCUACUAUACGAAAAAUCAAAACAACUGCAUUAGCUUUCAAACUAAGUAAGCGAUUAAUACUUUGAUGGUCAUAUUAUCUCUAGUGACAAAUCAAAAAAAUAAUAAUGAAUUUGUCAUUUGCUGGUUGUGGUUUUUUGGGUAUUUACCAUGUUGGUGUUGCUGUUUGUUUUAAAAAAUAUGCACCUCAUUUGCUCUUGGAUAAAAUCAGCGGGGCAUCAGCUGGUGCAAUUGCAGCCUGUUGUCUUCUUUGUGAUUUACCCCUCGGAACAAUAGCAAGUAAUGUUUUGAGAGUCGCUAAGGAGGCAAGGAAAACUACACUUGGGCCUUUUAGUCCUUCAUUCAAUGUGCAGGCGAUUAUGUUGGAGAGUCUAGAGAAGUAUCUCCCAAAUGAUGCGCAUAUUCGAGUAAGUGGAAAAUUGCAUAUUUCCUUGACUAGAGUUUAUGAUGGAAAAAAUGUUAUUGUCUCACAGUUCAAUUCACGUGAAGAUCUUUUUCAGGCUCUUCUUGCUAGUUCAUUUAUUCCUUUAUUUUCUGGAAUUUUGCCACCGAGAUUUCAUGGAAUUAGAUACAUGGAUGGUGGUUUUAGUGAUAAUCUUCCAACUUUAGAUGAAAAUACAUUAACGAUAAGUCCGUUCUGUGGGGAGAGUGAUAUCUGUCCACGGGAUACGUCAUCACAACUUUUUCAUGUAAAUUUUGCAAAUACAAGCAUUGAGUUAUCUCGUCAAAAUAUUUACAGAUUUAUGAGAAUACUUUUUCCACCAAAUCCUGAAAUCUUAUCUAAUAUGUGUAAACAAGGUUUUGAUGAUGCAUUGAGAUUUUUACAUCGUAAUAAUUUGAUAAAUUGUAAUCGCUGUCUUGCUGUACAACCAACAUUUAUUGUUUCUGAAUCACUAGAUGAAAGUAUGGAAUAUGAUCCCGAAUGUGUUGAAUGUAAAAUACAUAGACAAGAAGCACUUGUUGCUAAUUUUCCUGAUACUGUUAUGACAAUAUUUCAAGAUGCUAUCGAUUCCGCAAACAAGGGUAUUAUUAAUUGGUUAUUUAAGUACAAAGGAAUGAAAUUAUUGUCAAUAUUGAGCCUUCCAUACACAUUUCCUAUUGAUGUUGUUUACGCUACUCUAACAAAAUUUGUAUUAAAUGCUCCACAAUUACGUAAAAGUUUAGUGGAAAUUACAAAGUACCUAGUAGAACAAUUAAACUUAAUAUUACCAACAAUAAAUAUUUAUUAUCUCCAAUUUCCAUACAAGUCUUAUAUUUAUAAUCAUGAUUCUGUCAACGAAUUAGAUGCACCCUUCUUCAAGCCAAAAGAUUUUUCACAUAAGUACAAUGAUAUCAAACAAUGGGAUAAUGCAAGGAAGUCUAGCUGUAUUAUAAAUGUAUCAGAAUUUGGAAGUGUCGAUGGAACUUUGGAAAAUAUUCUUCAGGUCACAUCAGAUCAAGAAACUUUAAUGGCCUAUUAUUAUGUUAAUGAAAAUAAAAAAAUUCAAGUUUCUGAUAUUUUUGAUGUUGCAUCAACUUCACCAGGAAAUAUUGUCUCUUUAAAAUCGGGUCAGUACGAUGAAGUUUCUUGGGAUGAACCAGGUUGGCUUGCCCGACAUACAGUUGGUGAAGUUUCAACAGUAGAUACAGAAAAUGAAAAUGAUAGUACAAACAAUUUACGUACAAACGACAGGAAAUCCAAUAAUUUCAUUUUAUCUGAAGAUGAACUCGAAGAAGCUGAUCAAAAAAUAAAUGGUCAUCCUGAAAUAUCAACGGAUGAUUCAAAUAUUUUUUCUGAUCCCGAGAGUGAAUGGACAGUUGAUAGAUCAUCCAUUAUGCCGUCUGAUAAUUCAGAGUUCUUAGUCCCUCCAGAUUCUAGACCAGAAGACGACCAGUAAUUUUUCAAGACGACAAGAAAAAUAAUUUUACCCUGAUUUUAUUCUCAAAACGGUCAGAUUUUGAAAUUCCUUCAGUGAUUGCAGUAUUUUAUUAUUAAGAAUCCGAAUGAACAUCAAUAAAACUUUGUAUGAAUUUUUAAAAUCAUUUUCUUGCCAAACUAAUAAGAAUUAAUGGAUUUUUUCAAUAGUGGACUGAUUAAAAAACAUAGCAGUAAUGAAUCAUUGUUAAUCAAUCAAAAUAAUGCAAGUGUGAUGGACUUAUUGAUAUGAAAAAAAAAACGUAGUAUAUAUGAAUAUGGCAAAAAAAAAGAUAAUUAUUAUUUUAAAGAUUAUCCUUCAACUUAUUCAAAAUAAAAAUUAUGGAGUAUUUGAUAGUGUAAAUUGUCAUUCUUUGGUAUAUCCGAUUGUGAUAAAAAACUUGAGAAGGAGUAAUUGUUAUGCUCAUUUCUUGAUUCAAACAAGUCAAUUGUUGAAUAUUUUAUUUUAAUUUAAUGUUAUCUUUUUUAAAUUUUUCUAAAUAGAUAUCUUUUCAUCUUUGAAUAGACGAAUUUUACAAUAAAAUAAAUUAUAUUUUAAUUUUCUUAAA
Molecule: messenger RNA, 6004 nt
Organism: Aphidius gifuensis
Lineage: Eukaryota; Metazoa; Arthropoda; Insecta; Hymenoptera; Braconidae
Gene: bmm
Product: 1-acylglycerol-3-phosphate O-acyltransferase Pnpla3-like
Exons: 10
Coding region: 3649-5418 (589 amino acids)
Biological process (GO): triglyceride catabolic process; lipid homeostasis
Cellular component (GO): membrane; lipid droplet; cytoplasm
Molecular function (GO): triacylglycerol lipase activity
Source: RefSeq, a predicted model, not a curated record